AACACUCGAAGAAAACAAAAUUCUUUGAUCUGUAAGCACUUAUUUUAAUUUUCCUAUUCCUGAUUAAUCAAGGAUCUCAUUACAUUUAGUUGCCUGACAAAAAAGGAAUCAAUUUUGCUCACUGUUUGGACUUCUGACUUUGCCUGAUCCUCUGUAUAUUCAAUGGAUGAGGUACAACAGCCUUUAAAGUUAAAUGUUGGAGGAAUGAUUUUUGAGACACUUCCUGAUACUCUUGCCAAGGUUCCCAGCUCCAAGCUGAGCAGGAUUCUCGUAGAAUCAGAGCCCACCAUACCACAGACUGGGGCCAGGGAAUACUUUAUAGAUAGGGAUGGAUCUUUAUUUGGAUACAUCUUAGACUUCCUCAGGACAUCUGAAUUACUGCUGCCCAGCGGCUUCUGUGACUAUGACUCGCUUCGAAAGGAAUUUGAAUUCUAUGAACUGGAUCCAGUAUCAUGCAUAUUGGAGUCGUUACAGAAGAAAAACAAAUCAGAGGUUCUAGAGAUACGUUACAUUCAAAAGGGGUCGGGAGCCUUUUUCAGAAUCUUCGGAUCGUCUGUGGAAACAGUUUACGCACUUUCCAGUCAGAUAACGAUGCAUGCAGAGAGAACAAGCUCCAAACCAUGGGUUUCUGUUGAGAAAAAGAAUCCUACCACUGCCCAGAAGCUUUCAUUUCAUGAUCUGGUUUUCCAGUGUGGAUCUAACCCUUAUGGGAAAGGACAGCAAGUUAACAUUUAUGUCCAAGUGUUUCCUGGAGGCAAAAAAAUUCUUCUGGGCUUCAAUGGCUUGGGAAUUCUUCUUGAUUACCUAACAAAAGUUGGAUUUUGUCUCCAGAAUACCAGAUCAGUCCACCAACAGGAAGGCACAGUGGAAUGUUAUACUUUCAAACACAAUAUGAAAUAAAACACUUCCUGCACCACCGAUCUGUUUUCACUAGUAUAAUGAGAAAGCCGGAUAACUGUCUGUGUCAAUGUAUUUACUCUUACAAACAAUAUCAGAUUGUAUAUUUACAAUGGCUAAAUCCCCACUAACUUUGAUUUUUUUUGCCUUUUACAGUUAUUGCCCCUUUUCUCUUAUUUAGAUUGACAGUUUUAAAAUUGGUGUAAUUGUGAAUCAUAACAAUAAUAAUUGAAGGAGAAAAAAUUACUAUGAAAUGGUGAUCCAAAUCAAGCAUUUUGUUACAACUGCAGCACGGUGGGGUUGAGAACAGGGUUUGGAGGACAUGGGAGAAUUCACCUUUGUGAUAAAGAAACUCCAAAACGAGAAACACUGAAUUUCCAGUUCAGUAAACAGACCAAUGGAAAGUAUAAGGUUAAACCUACCAAUUAACUCUUCAUUUGAAGUUUUAGCCCAGUAUAGAGCUCUGCUGCAUACAACACAUCUAAUUUAGGAUCGUUGUGACUUUGUAAUUUAGUCUUCAUCAAAUUAGCAUCUUCCUUGUAAUACAUAAAACGUUGUGAUUAUUUAAAGUUUGGUCUUCUCGUGUUUGUGCUUGUUAAGUCAAAAAAUAAAAAGGUCAGCAAUAGGUCUCUCUCUACAACAAUAUAACUGAAAUUAACAAUGUGGUUCUUAAAUGUUGAGCACCUGGGUAAGAGUGGAGAGCACCUUUGAAACUGUAGGUUGAUAUGACCAAAUAUGCUUGACUAUUUUUGGUAAAAAAUGUGAAGAUUAUUUCAUAUAGUACUUGCAUUUAUGUAUUAAUUUCAAUUAAACAAUUGGCUUUCACAACAUAAACAUAAUAACUACUGAGGUAUAAUUCUUGCUGUAGUGUGGAAAAUAGAAGAGUUACAUUUGGAGGCAGUACAGAGGAGAUUCACCUGAUUGAUUUGAGAGUUGAGGUCUUUGUCCUUUGAAUAGAGAUUGAGCAGUUUAGGCCUAUACUCACUCAAGAUUAGAAGAACGAGAGAAGACUGAAUUGACAAAGUACA
This is a messenger RNA of Stegostoma tigrinum, 1925 nucleotides long. RefSeq names its product putative potassium channel regulatory protein. Bases 163 to 900 code for a protein of 245 amino acids. The transcript has 2 exons. NCBI's taxonomy places the organism in Eukaryota, Metazoa, Chordata, Chondrichthyes, Orectolobiformes, Stegostomatidae. Gene Ontology annotation, molecular function: protein binding. Gene Ontology annotation, cellular component: endoplasmic reticulum. Gene Ontology annotation, biological process: negative regulation of delayed rectifier potassium channel activity; protein homooligomerization. The record is from RefSeq and is a predicted model, not a curated record.